CACCUCUUUCUUCCAAGGCCAAGGCUCUUCCACGUUGCUCUGCAACUGCUUUCUUUAAUUGUUCUUGGAUCCACUAUUGACUUCCCUUGCAAACCAACAAACAUGGCUGGGGCUAUAGUAGGAGGAGCACUUCUCUCGGCUUCUAUCGAGGUUCUACUUCACCGGAUGGCUUCUCGCGAGGUCCUCACCUUCCUCCCGCGACAGAGACUCAGUGCUACGCUCCUAAGGAAGUUGAGGAUAAAAUUGCUGGCAGUUCAGGUAGUGCUCGACGACGCUGAGGCCAAGCAAUUGACAAAAUCAGCUGUAAAAGAUUGGCUGGAUACCCUGAAAGAUGCUGUGUAUGAUGCAGAGGACCUGUUGGAUGAUAUCACCACUGAAGCUCUACGCUGCAAAAUGGAGUCUGAUGCUCAAACCAGCGCAACUCAGGUACGUGACAUCACCUCUGCCUCGCUUAAUCCGUUUGGUGAGGGGAUCGAGUCCAGGGUAGAGGAGAUCACUGACAAACUAGAAUAUCUUGCACAAGAAAAAGAUGUUCUGGGAUUGAAAGAAGGCGUUGGAGAAAAAUUGUCACAAAGAUGGCCCUCGACUUCCUUGGUAGAUGAGUCUGGGGUGUGCGGUAGGGAUGGUGAUAAAGAGGAGAUAGUUAAAUUUUUGUUGUCCCAUAAUGCAAGUGGGAAUAAGAUAAGUGUGAUCGCCCUGGUGGGUUUGGGCGGUAUUGGAAAGACCACACUUGCUCAAUGGGUGUAUAAUGAUAGGAGAGUGGUGGAAUGUUUUGACCUUAAAGCUUGGGUUUGUGUUUCCGAUGAAUUUGAUCCUGUCAGGAUAACGAAAACCAUUCUUAAGGAAAUCGAUUCUGGGGCUUCUGAAAAAUAUUCUGAUGAUAGUGAUUUGAAUCUGCUUCAACUUAAAGUGAAGGAGAGACUUAGUAAGAAGAAAUUCUUACUUGUCCUUGAUGAUGUUUGGAAUGAAAACUAUAAUAAUUGGGAUAUGCUACAAACUCCAUUCACCGUUGGUCUAAAUGGAAGUAAGAUUAUAGUAACUACACGUAGUGAUAAGGUUGCAUCGGUCAUGCGUUCAGUUCAUAUUCAUCAUUUGGGACAGUUAUCCUUUGAGGACUGCUGGUCGCUAUUUGCAAAACAUGCAUUUGAAAAUGGAGAUUCUAGUCUACGUCCAGAACUAGAAGAAAUUGGCAAAGGGAUUGUAAAGAAGUGUAAAGGAUUGCCUUUGGCUGCAAAGACCCUAGGGGGUGCCUUAUACUCAGAGUUACGAGUAAAAGAAUGGGAAUUUGUGUUGAACAGCGAAACGUGGGAUUUACCGAAUGAUGAAAUUCUCCCCGCCUUAAGGUUAAGCUAUUCUUUUCUUCCUUCACAUUUAAAGCGGUGUUUUGCAUAUUGCUCAAUUUUUCCUAAGGACUACGAAUUUGAAAAGGAAAAUUUGAUUCUAUUGUGGAUGGCAGAAGGCUUUUUGCAACAAUUUGAAAGCAAGAAAACAAUGGAAGAAGUGGGUGAUGGGUACUUUUAUGACCUAUUAUCAAGGUCAUUUUUUCAAAAGUUUAAUAGUCGACGUAAAUCAUAUUUUGUAAUGCAUGAUCUCAUUAACGACUUAGCUCAACUUGUUUCUGGAAAAUUUUGUGUUCAAUUGAAGGAUGGUAAGAUGAAUGAAAUUCUUGAAAAGCUUCGCCAUUUAUCAUAUUUUAGAAGUGAAUAUGACCCGUUUGAGAGAUUUGAGACCCUAAAUGAAGUUAGUGGUCUUCGUACCUUCUUUCCUUUGAAUUUGAGAACUUGGCCUCGAUGGGACAAGGCUUCAAAGAUUAGAGAGCCAAGUAUAUUGUAUCAUUGGCAUGUUGAAGAUUUUCGAUUGAGCGAUAGAGUUUGGAUUGGUUUCUUAUUUAAAGUUCAAUAUUUACGAGUAUUAUCAUUGUGUUACUAUAAGAUAACAUAUUUGUCUGAAUCAAUUGGUAAUUUGAAACAUUUGCGCUAUUUGGACCUUACCUAUACACUCAUCAAAAGGUUACCUGAAUCGGUUUGUAGUUUGUAUAAUUUACAAACAUUGAUAUUAUACUAUUGUGAAUGCCUUGUUGAAUUGCCUAAAAUGAUGUGCAAAAUGAUUAGCUUACGUCAUCUUGAUAUCAGGUAUAGCAAAGUGAAAGAGAUGCCAAGUCACAUGGGUCAAUUAAAAAGUCUACAAAAAUUGAGUAACUAUAUAGUGGGCAAGCAAAGUGGGACAAGGGUUGGAGAGUUGAGGGAGCUUUCCCACAUUGGUGGGAGUCUUGUCAUUCAAGAGCUGCAGAAUGUGGUUGAUGCUAAGGAUGCCUCAGAGGCCAAUUUGGUAGGCAAGCAAUAUCUGGAUGAGUUAGAGUUGGAAUGGAAUCGUGGUAGUGAUGUUGAACAAAAUGGAGCAGAGAUAGUGCUGAACAACUUACAACCUCAUUCAAACUUAAAGAGACUCACUAUUUACGGUUAUGGUGGUUCAAGAUUUCCAGAUUGGUUAGGUCCUUCAGUUCUGAAUAUGGUGUCGCUACGUCUCUGGAAUUGUACGAAUGUGUCAACCUUCCCACCGCUUGGGCAGCUACCCUCUCUUAAACAUUUAUAUAUAUCGGGGUUGGAGGAGAUAGAAAGGGUGGGCGCAGAGUUUUAUGGGACUGAGCCCUCCUUUGUCUCCCUAAAAGCUCUAUCAUUUCAGGGUAUGCCAAAAUGGAAGGAAUGGUUGUGCAUGGGAGGCCAAGAUGGAGAAUUCCCUCGUCUCAAGGAGCUUUGUAUAGAGAGGUGUCCCAAGCUAAUAGGAGCCUUACCAAACCAUCUGCCUUUGUUGACGAAACUAGAGAUUGUAGACUGUGAGCAGCUUGUGGCUCAACUUCCAAGGAUUCCAGCCAUCCGUGUAUUGACGACGCGCAGCUGUGACAUCUCACAGUGGAAGGAACUACCACCACUACUGCAGGAUCUCUCAAUUCAAAAUUCCGACUCUUUGGAGUCCAUACUGGAGGAGGGAAUGUUGCAAAGUAAUACUUGUCUUCGACACUUGAGAAUCAGAAAUUGCUCUUUUUCGAGACCCUUGUGCAGAGUUUGUUUGCCCAUUACAUUGAAUUCGUUACAUAUAGACGAGUGUAAGAAACUAGAGUUUCUCCUACCUGAGUUUUUAAAAUGUCACCACCCUUCCCUUCACCAUUUGGAUAUCUUCAGAAGUACUUGCAAUUCUCUCUCAUCCUUCCCACUCGGCAACUUCCCAAGUUUAACUCACCUCACUAUCUGGGAUCUCAAGGGGCUUGAAUCCCUCUCCAUUUCAAUUUCAGAGGGCGAUGUUACAUCUUUUCAUGAGUUGUACAUCGGAAGUUGCCCUAAUCUUGUGUCUAUUGAAUUGCCAGCUCUCGACUUCUCACGAUAUUCCAUCUUCAACUGCAAGAAUCUCAAGUGGCUGCUGCACAACGCUACAUGCUUUCAGUCAUUAACAAUAUUUGGUUGUCCUGAAUUGAUAUUCCCAAUACAAGGUCUGCAAGGACUGUCCUCUCUUACCUCUCUCAAAAUCUCACAUCUUCCAAAUCUCAUGUCCCUUGAAAGUUUGGAGCUUCAACUGCUCACCUCUCUUAAAAAAUUAGAGAUCCGUAACUGCCCCAAGCUCCAAUUCUUGACAGAAGAGCAGCUGCCCACCAACCUUUCUGUUCUAACAAUCCAGAACUGCCCAUUGCUGAAAGAUCGGUGCAAGUUUGGGACAGGGGAAGAUUGGCAUCAUAUAGCUCACAUUCCACACAUUGUGAUCGAUGACCAAGUUUUGUAAUGAAGGUGGCAUAACACCAAUUUAUAGUCAGGUCAUCUGUGAUGCUUCACUCUGGCUCUGAUCAACAUAUCUUCAUAAGGAAUCUUUUAAGACUCCUUGCUUAAUUAGUGCCUUGUCAAAUGCUUCAGAUUUCAUUUAGAGUGAAUUGAUGCUUAAAAGCCAAGCAGCUCUGCAGCCCUUUGAUCCUUGUUCUCUCAACAAACUCUAGCUGUCUAGCAAUGAUUUCCAACGGACCAUUUUUUUGUUGUGAGUUCAGGUUCAUGACUCUCUUUUUGGACAACAGUAGCCGAGAUUUUUUGCACCCAAAGAAUCAUGAGUUGAUACUCUGCUGGAGGAACUACAGAAGCUCAACUCUGUUGGAGAGUGGAGGAUGCAGCAGGCUCUAUGAUUCCAGUUCUUUGAGGUUGCAUCUGCGUUGAUAUCUUAGUUCUUCUCUAAAAACAACAGCUUUGAUUAAUCUGCAGAUGUUCGGUUUAGGCACCUCAAACUCAAAAUCUUCAGCUUCUGUCAUGCCAUCUUCUCAUUUACAUGAUUGUCAUCCACCUUUGAGCUUUACUUUGUUAAUGGGUCUUCCCUCCAACCUAAAUUCACUUACAAUAACAAACUGCAACAAACUUACAUCCCACAUGGACUGUGGCCUGCAAGGGCUGGCCUCUCUUACCUCUCUCAAAAUCUCAGGUCUUCCAAAUCUCAGGUCCCUGGACAGUUUGGGGCUUCAACUGCUCACCUCUCUCCAAAAAUUAGAGAUCUGUGACUGCCCCGAGCUCCAAUCCUUGACAGAAAAGCUGCUGCCCACCUCCCUUUCUGUUCCAACAAUCCAGAACUGCCAUUGCUGAAAGGUCAGUGCAAGUUUUGGACAAGGGAAGAUUGGCAUCAUAUAGCACACAUUCCAAACAUUGUGAUCGAUGACCAAGUUUUGUAAUGAAGGUUAUCAGUAAUUCUUCUCUCUUGUAAAUUGAUGCUUAAAAGCCAAGCAGCUCUGCAGCAACAAUCCUUCCAAUGGGACCUUUUUUUAUCGAGUUCAAAGACUCUGUCUGGAAGAUUGUAGCAGAUAUUUUCUGGCAUCCAUAGACUCAUGAUUGAUAAUCUGCUUGAGGAACUGAGAAAGCUCAACUCUGUUAGAGAGUGGAGCAUGCAACAUGCUCUAUGAUUCCCAUUAGUUCUCUGUGUUAAUAUUCUAGUUCUUCUCUAGAAAAAACAGAUGCUUGGAGAAGAGAGAAGUCAAACCAUAUUCUCUGUCAUAGCAGUGCAGAGUAUGGUUUUGUUCCACCAAGUUCAGAAAUUGUGAACGUAUUGGAUCUGCUCAUACCACCUCCCUUCAUGAUGAAUUUUAACAACUCAGUACUUGGACGAUGGCUACUCAACUAAAUCCUAUUUAUUGGACCACAAUUUGAGCUUUUCUUCCUAACUCAGAUGGUGGCACUUUGAUUCUUUGGAACAGUUGUAGGAGGAAGCUUUGCCAAAGCCUCCCUAUGCAAUACAUGGGCCUUUGGCUGCAAGUGAGAUUUGAAGAUUCUAUUCUCUCUUGGAAGACUACAACUCAUUUUUUUUUUUAGUUUUGAGCCUUGAGCUUUUACUUCCAAGCAUGUGCAAAGAAGAAAGAAAGCAACAACAAACGUCCACUUAUAGAAGUUUUACAUGGAGUGAGACUCCCAUGGAAAAUAUUGUAGCUAUUGGUUUGUCAACCUUGAAGGUUAUAGUUUUGUUUCCCAUUGGAUCUUUAAGGAAUGUGUUUAUUGAAUCAUACAUUUUGAACUUACUAUUGAUUUUGUGUAUAUACAUAAAUAUAAAUGAUGUUUUCUUCUUCAUUCA
Vitis riparia (riverbank grape) is the source of this 5583-nucleotide messenger RNA. RefSeq names its product putative disease resistance RPP13-like protein 1. Gene Ontology annotation, molecular function: ADP binding. Bases 103 to 3771 code for a protein of 1222 amino acids. NCBI's taxonomy places the organism in Eukaryota, Viridiplantae, Streptophyta, Magnoliopsida, Vitales, Vitaceae. Gene Ontology annotation, biological process: defense response to other organism. The record is from RefSeq and is a predicted model, not a curated record. The transcript has 12 exons.